CGCCAGUGUUGGUCACUGCUGCAUAAGGUGCAACAGCUGUUAAUUAAAUUGUGUGCUAAUUAAGUGUCAGUAAAAAUGCACAUUAUCUGCAAGUCGCAGUGCGGAAAUCGCGCUGCUUUGAAGCGACCCAAAACCGGCGAUGCCCUGUGCAAGGAGUGCUUCUUCGCAGCCUUCGAGGCAGAGAUCCAUCACACAAUCUCCUCCAGCAACUUGUUCCGACGUGGCGAGAAGGUGGCCGUAGCGGCCAGUGGAGGCAAGGACUCCACGGUCCUAGCGCACGUAUUAAAACUGCUAAACGAACGCCAUAACUACGGUCUGGAACUGGUGCUCCUUUCCAUAGACGAAGGCAUCACUGGAUAUCGGGAUGACAGUUUGGAGACAGUGAAACAGAACCGUGACGACUACCAGAUGCCACUAAAGAUCCUGUCCUACGAGGAGCUCUACGGCUGGACCAUGGACCGCAUUGUUGCCCAGAUCGGCCGUUCUAACAACUGCACAUUUUGCGGCGUCUUCCGCCGACAGGCCUUGGAUAGAGGGGCCAAGCUGUUGGGCGUUGAUAGCAUAGCCACAGGCCACAAUGCAGAUGACAUUGCGGAGACUGUCUUGAUGAACGUGCUCCGUGGGGACACGGCGCGCCUGCGACGCUGCACGAGCAUCCGCACCGGCGGGGGCGAGGAUACCAUUCCCCGAGUGAAGCCCCUCAAGUACAGCUACGAGAAAGAAAUCGUGAUGUACGCCCACUACAAAAAGCUGGUCUACUUCUCAACGGAGUGCGUAUUCGCCCCCAAUGCGUAUCGCGGCCACGCUCGAGCGUUUCUCAAGGAUUUGGAGAAAGUGCGACCAUCGGUUAUAAUGGACAUCAUCUACUCUGGCGAACAGCUUCGCUUCAAGGACACGGUAAAGAAGCCCGAGCGUGGCACAUGCACCCGAUGUGGCUUCGUUUCCUCACAGCAGCCGUGCAAGGCGUGCGUCCUUCUCGAGGGUCUAAAUAGAGGAUUGCCGAAGCUGGGCAUAGGCAAGAAGUCGAAGGGCGAGCGAAUGAUUGCCAAGCAGAACCAGGAACUAGCAUUGCGGGAGCGAGCAAACUUAGUAAAAAACGAUUUUUAAGAACACAUAUGAAUUUUAUUUAUUCGUGAUUCCACAAGAUACAAAUUGUGUUCAUCCAAGGUUGCCAACCUGAAAAGAUAACAACAGGAACGAUAAGUUUGGUUUCGCAGGCUAAUUUCAUUAAUACUAGAAUGCAUUAUGAAGCUCAGUGCCAAGUUUUUAACCAGGGCCCAUAACCAGUCAAACAAGACGCUCUAUCUCCAAAAGAAUAUUGAAGAAGAUUGCCAGCGCUUGACCUUUAUAUGGUGUCUGUGAAUGGUUUAAGUGAUCAUCAUUGAAAUCUUCAUUUCCGCUAAACAGAAUCUCUUUUCGUACUAACCUUUUUAGAUAUUGGAAUUUAUAAAUGAACCAUUGACGGAUUCAUUUUGCUACGCAUGUUU
This is a messenger RNA of Drosophila melanogaster (fruit fly), 1487 nucleotides long. It is a transcript of the gene Ctu1, whose product is annotated as cytosolic thiouridylase subunit 1. Gene Ontology annotation, cellular component: cytoplasm. Gene Ontology annotation, molecular function: tRNA binding; nucleotidyltransferase activity. Lineage: Eukaryota; Metazoa; Arthropoda; Insecta; Diptera; Drosophilidae. Gene Ontology annotation, biological process: protein urmylation; tRNA wobble uridine modification; tRNA processing. The coding region runs from base 76 to 1107 and encodes 343 amino acids. The record is from RefSeq and is marked reviewed. The transcript is spliced from 3 exons.